Messenger RNA from Protomyces lactucae-debilis, 1010 nucleotides. RefSeq lists its product as uncharacterized. Bases 17 to 547 code for a protein of 176 amino acids. Gene Ontology annotation, molecular function: protein kinase inhibitor activity; double-stranded RNA binding; protein kinase binding. Gene Ontology annotation, biological process: negative regulation of protein kinase activity. NCBI's taxonomy places the organism in Eukaryota, Fungi, Ascomycota, Taphrinomycetes, Taphrinales, Protomycetaceae. Gene Ontology annotation, cellular component: nucleolus. The record is from RefSeq and is a predicted model, not a curated record. The transcript has a single exon.
AGCCCCCGUACUAGCAAUGAGCGAGUCAUCACAACCGCCGCGAAAGAAACAGGCCCUAUCGCCGCGCUCGCAACACCGCCAGACGAUUGAAGCGCUUACGGCUCAAGCACAAGGCAAGGGUCUUCUCACUGCAACAGACACAGCUGCCCCACUUGAUGACGAUGAAGAGGCGCAACGCUUGAAUCCAGGCGGUUACUUGGAUCCUGAACAAGCUGCUGAGCGUGCUCGAUUGGAUGCGCUGGAGGGUGUUGAAUAUGGACAGGCUGGAGAGCGGAAAUCCAAGUACAUCCCAACGACGAGUGCGAGUGUCACUGCCACGCAAGGGUCAAUUGCUGGUGCUGGAUCGGGAGAGUUUCACGUUUACAAGAAUUCGAGACGUAGGGAAGCAUCAAGGCUGGCAGAGAUGGAAGAAGCGCAUGAGGAAGCAGUACUGGAUGCUGCCUUUGAAGCGAAACGGCGCAAGAUCAAGGAGGAUGAGGAGAGAAAGUUGGAGAAGAAUCGCAAAAAGCGGGAAAAGAAGAAGCGUGCUGGGAAGGCUAUGAGCUAGAAGACCUAUCUGAGUGCGAUUCACCGCGUUCUUGCUGGUCGUCGCGCUUAUCCUUGUCCUUUGCAGGAUCAUACUGGUACAUGGGGAAGUCGAGCAAUACAGUACGCUUGAGCCAGAGCGGCAACGGUCUGUACAGUGCCGGUGGGAGUGGAACAACAAUGGAGGUCGAGUCGAGGUACUUGCGAUGGCUAUCGCGUUGCUCCGAGUUGUACAUCUUCUUUUGGGCAGGCGGCUCUUGCAAAGUCAAGCCACUGACGAAGAGCAGCAGCAGCGUGAUGAACAACGGCGACACAAUUGAGCCGUACUGUGCACCAUAUGCACCACCAGAAACAGGCCCGUUGGUAGAAGGCGAGAGACAGAGCAUCCAUAUACCCCACCAGCUAAAGAUUUCACCAAAGUAGUUUGGGUGUCGUGAUAGCUUCCAUACACCUGCAUCGCAGAAGCUCUUUGGAUGCUUCUUCUU